This is a messenger RNA of Mesocricetus auratus (golden hamster), 1449 nucleotides long. RefSeq names its product chromosome unknown C12orf76 homolog (gene CUNH12orf76). Bases 58 to 276 code for a protein of 72 amino acids. The record is from RefSeq and is a predicted model, not a curated record. NCBI's taxonomy places the organism in Eukaryota, Metazoa, Chordata, Mammalia, Rodentia, Cricetidae. The transcript is spliced from 2 exons.
GGCGGGGCUUGCGGCGGAAGCGGCGUCCGCACGCUCGGUGCGGGGCCGGCUGCAGAGAUGCUGCGUGCGUGGUGGCUGCGGCUGUGUGCCGCGUUCUGCUGCCUCCUGCUGGGGCAGGCCCAGGCCCCGAGCCCCGGGUUGCCGCCGGAGCGGAGCCGGCCCUACGCGGUGCUGCGUGGGCAGAACUUGGUGUUGAUGGGGACCAUUUUUAGCAUCCUGCUGGUGACCGUCAUCCUUAUGGCAUUUUGUGUCUACAAGCCCAUUCGUCGCCGGUGACAGCUACGCAAGAUCAUCGUGCUUCAAGUUUCUGAAACAGCAUAAGUUGUGUUGCAUGUGAGCCACUGGAGAUGGUGGGAUCAGAACAUCUAGGAAGUGACCACUGAUCUGGACGGGUGGUAAAUGCUACAGGUUAGAAAAGCAUCUAGCAGUAAUUGUUUCCCUAACAUCGGUUAUUGGCAACUGAGUCAGAGUCUCAGUAUUUGUUUUUGUUUGGCUGUGCUGGUUAAAAGUAAAGCCUGGAGCUCCAAGGUUCCCUGUAAAAUGUGUCCAUUUCCAAGUGUGCAGAAGAACCACGCUGGAGGACUAAUCACUGAUGCUCGAAAUAGUAAGGAAGACUUAACAUGUAGACAUCCCCUGCUUUCAACCAUUCUGUCACGGUGUGUUAGUCACACAUGGGGGCCAGCAAGAUGGCUCAGCAGGUAGAGAGGCUUGCCACUGAGCCUGAUAACCUGAGUUUAGUUCCUGGAAGUCACAUGGUGGAAGGAAAGAACCGACUUCGCAGGUUCUCUGACCCCCACACCCGAAUAAAUAUAAAAACAGCCCACAUUUCCACUCUCCUGGUUGGAGAGCCAGUGUUCACUGUGGGGAACUGAGGCCAUCAUUCCUUACCUGCAUCUGUGCUGUACUUGAGUCCCCAAAGCUGAACCAGAAUUGUAUCCUAGGCCUGUAGUCGUGCCCCCUUGGCCUGGAAGGCUCUGGGUUGGACUGGGAAUGCUACUGUCUAUCAGAAGAACGACUCCACCUGACUCACGGUUAGCUGUCCUUCUCACCCACAGCCUGAAGUUUUUGGUAGCUUUCCAAACGGGAGCCUGAGAGACUUAGCUCUCCCUCUUCUCCCUGGUGUAGAGGGGUCAUCCAUGUGUCCAUUGUGCAGGCUGCUGUGUUUACAGGACUGACAGCUCUCAAAGUGCUGCUACUGAACUAGAUUUCCCCUGUUGAUACUUUUCAUAGUUAUAGAGUGGCUAUCAGUAUUUAUUUGAAAGAUCUAGAUUUAAUUUUGUUAUAAUGUUGUUGUAACGUUUAAUCUUGUGUUCCCUGCAAGCACAGCACUGGUCUUUUUUGUUUCAUAAUCUAACGUGUACUUGAUUUGAAUUAACUGAGGAGCACUGUAACUUUUGGGGUCUUGACCUUGUAACACUGAGCCAUUAAAAUGUCCAAAUUAAAGAGAAA